Thalassophryne amazonica is the source of this 585-nucleotide messenger RNA. Its product is annotated as elongin-C. Gene Ontology annotation, cellular component: elongin complex. NCBI's taxonomy places the organism in Eukaryota, Metazoa, Chordata, Actinopteri, Batrachoidiformes, Batrachoididae. The record is from RefSeq and is a predicted model, not a curated record. Gene Ontology annotation, biological process: ubiquitin-dependent protein catabolic process. Bases 143 to 481 code for a protein of 112 amino acids. Gene Ontology annotation, molecular function: protein-macromolecule adaptor activity. The transcript has 4 exons.
CUUCGGACCUGGACGCACACAUUUGACACAAGUGUCGAAGGUUCUGAAAAGAGACACACAAAAUAACUUGCUAACGUUAGCUGAAACGUUCUUCUUGUUCCGUUUCUUGUGGAGAGUGGGUUUACAGAAAUUGUGAAAUAGGAUGGAUGGAGAAGAGAGGACCUACGGUGGCUGUGAAGGGCCAGAUGCCAUGUAUGUGAAGUUGAUCUCAUCAGAUGGCCAUGAAUUUAUUGUGAAAAGAGAACAUGCCUUGACAUCUGGGACUAUCAAAGCCAUGUUGAGUGGUCCAGGUCAGUUUGCUGAGAAUGAAACAAAUGAAGUGAACUUUAGAGAGAUCCCUUCUCACGUCCUGUCCAAGGUCUGCAUGUAUUUCACCUACAAGGUCCGUUACACCAACAGCUCCACAGAAAUCCCAGAGUUCCCCAUCGCUCCGGAGAUCGCACUGGAACUUCUCAUGGCUGCAAACUUUCUGGAUUGCUAAAGUGAUAAAGAUGAUGUAGCAGCUUAAAGAGUAUUAGAUAUUUGUCUUCUUGAUUAUUUAACUUGUUUUGCCACAUACAUCAUAUAAAGUAUGAUUGCCAUUAA